Drosophila novamexicana is the source of this 1519-nucleotide messenger RNA. Its product is annotated as facilitated trehalose transporter Tret1-2 homolog. NCBI's taxonomy places the organism in Eukaryota, Metazoa, Arthropoda, Insecta, Diptera, Drosophilidae. The record is from RefSeq and is a predicted model, not a curated record. Gene Ontology annotation, molecular function: sugar transmembrane transporter activity. The transcript has a single exon. The coding region runs from base 140 to 1465 and encodes 441 amino acids. Gene Ontology annotation, cellular component: membrane. Gene Ontology annotation, biological process: carbohydrate transport; transmembrane transport.
GUAUGGUAUGCCUAGUAGAGUGUAAAAUUUGUUAGUAUUUUGGUUUUUUCAUAGGGAAUUGUCUUUCAGAUUAGUCUAUUUAUUUUAAAAUUGUCUUGGUUUUAAGACAGAAGUUAAAAACUGUAUAUCCUGUACUAGAAUGGGCGUCAUUAAGCAGUUUUUGGCCGGCCUGGCUGCGGCCUUCGGUGCCUUUUGUUUGGGCGCCUCAAUUGGCUGGUCCGGGCCCAUGGAGCAGCCGGUAACAUCGGGUGCUGCCUACAAGUUUGGGACCAGCAGUGAUGAAUGGAGUUGGAUUAGUUCAAUGUUAAACUUUGGAGCCGCCUGCAUGUGCGUGCCCGUUGGCAUAUUGAUUGGUGCAUUUGGACGCCGUCUAAUCAUGUUGAUAAUCACGAUUCCAUAUUUUCUUGGCUGGGGCUGUAUUAUUGGAGCGCAAAAAACCUUCAUGCUAUAUAUUGGCCGAUUCGUUGUGGGCGCCUGCGGUGGCGCCUUUUGUGUUAUGGCGCCCGUCUACACCACAGAAAUAGCAGAGAUCCGAUUGCGGGGCGUUAUGGGCUGCUUUUUCCAGCUGCUUAUCGUGCAUGGCAUUCUUUAUGGUUUUAUUGUGGGCGCCUAUUGUGAGCCAUUCCUCGUCAACGUAUUGUGCGGAAUCUUGCCACUUGUGUUCCUGGUAUUGUUCUUCUGGAUGCCCGAAUCGCCCGUCUUUCUGUUGCAGAAGGGCAAAACGGAGCAGGCGGAAAAGGCAUUGAAGUGGCUGCGUGGAGGCGAUGCGGAUGUAAGCGGCGAUAUGGCCACCAUGGCCGCCGACAGUAAGAAGGAGAAGGCCACGUUUGUCCAGGCACUGUCGAAAAAGGUGACCUGGAAGGGACUCGGCAUCGCCAUGACAUUGAUGCUGCUGCAACAGUUUACGGGCAUCAAUGCGAUACUGUUCUAUGUGAACGCCAUCUUCGAGAAGGCGGGCACCGGCCUCUCGCCGAACACCUGCUCGAUUCUGGUGGGCGUUGUUCAAGUAUUCGCCACAAUUGUGGCCAUUCUGCUUGUGGAACGGGCCGGCAGGAAGCUCUUGCUGCUCGUGUCGGCAAUUGUGAUGGGCGUCACCACUUUGGUGAUGGGCGUGUACUUUCAGUGGCUUAAGGACAGUAAUGUUGGCUGGCUACCCAUACUGGCAAUAUGCUUGUUUAUGGUCGGUUUCUCGCUGGGAUUCGGUCCGGUGCCAUGGGUGGUUAUGGCCGAGCUGUUUGCGGAGGAUGUGAAGCCCGUUUGCGGCGCAAUUGUGGGCACCAGCAGUUGGUUGUUUGCCUUUGCUGUCACCAAAUUAUUUCCGCUCGUCCUAGAUCAAUUCGGUCCGGUAGUUACUUUUUGGGUAUUUACAGUAUUCUCAAUUUUGGCUUGUAUUUUUGUUGCUUUCUUUGUCCCGGAAACGAAGGGCAAAACUAUCGAUGAGAUUCAAGGUAUUCUUGGCGCAUAAUUGGCCAAAAAAAAACCAAUACAUGUAUCCCGCUGUCUUGAAAUAAAUAUAUAC